AUGUCCACCGAAGCUACCACCGGAGACAAGCGAAAGGCCGAGGAGCAGACCGUCACUGCCACCGACGAUGACGCCAAAAAGCAAAAGCUCGGUGACGAGGCCUUGACCAAGGAGUCUGAGGUCGACACUACCGUCAGCGAGUCUAACAUCAUCCCCGAGGGUACCGAGAGGAACGCCAAGCCCGCCGCUGGGGAGCUCGCCGAGCCUGAAGACGAGGAUGAGGAGAAGGCUGACAAGAAGGAGGCUGAUGCUGAUGUUGGUGCCGAUGAGGAAGAAGACGAGGAGGAGGAUGUCGAAGAGGAGGAAGAGGGCCGACGACCUCGAAGGCGAGCUGCUCAGAAGGCUGAGGGGUACUAUGGUACCGAUGCUGCUAAGGCUGCUCUCGGACCCAACGACAACGAAGAGGAAGACGAGGACGACGAGGAAGUCCAGCCUGGUGAUCUGACCGGGAUCACCGAGGGUGAUGAUGACGAGGACGAGGAUGAGGAUGAGGAAGAGGCUGAAGAGAAGUAA
Messenger RNA from Filobasidium floriforme, 513 nucleotides. RefSeq lists its product as uncharacterized. The coding region runs from base 1 to 513 and encodes 170 amino acids. NCBI's taxonomy places the organism in Eukaryota, Fungi, Basidiomycota, Tremellomycetes, Filobasidiales, Filobasidiaceae. The transcript has 4 exons. The record is from RefSeq and is a predicted model, not a curated record.